Molecule: messenger RNA, 2551 nt
Organism: Setaria italica (foxtail millet)
Lineage: Eukaryota; Viridiplantae; Streptophyta; Magnoliopsida; Poales; Poaceae
Exons: 2
Coding region: 1036-2319 (427 amino acids)
Source: RefSeq, a predicted model, not a curated record
AUAUGCAUACUACUGUAAUCCAAAGGUGAAUAAUAGUAAGGAUGUGACCAAGACCAUGGUGUAGCUAGUCCAAAAUAUGAAUAAGGUGUAGCGACUUAAUUAACUCGAGGUUCACAAAAGUAUGGUUGUUUUUUAGGUUCCAGUGAAGAUUUCAAUUUCUUACUUUCAUUUGGCCGACUCCCUUGUUUCUUGUUAAGCUCAGCCUCACUUUUCUCCCCAAAGUGAAUUUAGCUUCAGUGCCCCUGGACGGACUGGUCAGACUAGUUUUGAAACAGGUCAGGCUGGUUUUAACAAAGCCGGGGUUCCUGCUUUUGUCUUGCCCCCCGAGCAUUGAAGUCUUCAAUAUACUUCAAUGGGUCUUCUGCAUAGAGCAAAUCAAUCUAACUGUCCUAGGUGCAGAUCUUCCUGAAGUCAUAACUCUUUCAUCCGAACUCCAAAUCAGAUAUUAUACAUAUGUAUUUUGAUCGUCUCAUCAAGGGCUACAUAAUUGUGAAGUCCAAUUUGCAUUGUAAGGAAUUUACCCAAAUCGGUCUGACCGGUUUAGGCAACCGGGUCAGACCGGUGUGCCCAAACCUAUCAAUUUUGGUAGUCAACACUACUCAUCCCUCAGUUUUUUAAUGUACAAUAUUUAGGACAAAUUAUUUAGCUUGUUCUAAAUGUUACACAUUAAAAAAUGGAGGGAGUAUUAAUAUAUUAAAAAAUGGAGGUAGUAUCUUCUAAUAAUGACGGUUAAGAGAACCUGAUCAUUGUAGGAAAUGAACUAGCUAGGGAUUGGAUGGUUCCCAUUUUAUUGACGAUGUGGACUCAUGAAAAGUUUCCGUUGGCGAGAUUAAAUGAUAGAGGGAUGUUGUAUAUGUUUCAGAUAUAUACCAUUGGUCUAUAUGUGUUCACAGAAUUUUUGUCUCCUGGACAAUUUCAUGUGGAGAAGUACUUUCAGGUAUAUGUGAAUUAUCUACCUCAGAAGAAGUUGAUCAUUCAAAUUACAAGGAGAUUGUGGAAGGACGAUUUCAUCUGUAUCACAGGCAAGUCUAAAAGAUGACGCUCAGCCCAUCACCUCCGCCGUAUGGAGCGGCGGACACCAGGACGUGGUCAGAUUACGCGAUCCUAGACAUGCAACUCGCGCAAUACUUCAAGAAAUCAGCCUCGGGGAUCAUCCUGCCGAUGCUCUUCGGCUUCUUGCCGCUUACAUUGUGCAACAGCACGAAGGCGGCCAUUGCGUUCAGCGUGUUCGCAGUGUUCUCCGUAGUGUUUACCAUCGUGCCCUUGCUGUUCGCGGGCAAGAUGCAACUGCAACAUGGUGACACCCCAAACGACGACGACGCCGAGGUGGACUCCUCCGACAGACGGCGGGUCAAACUGCUCUGCUUCGCGGCGUACGCCUCCAACGUCUCCCUCAUGGGCACCGCCGUCUGCCUCGCGACUGUCAUCAACAAGUGGUAUUGGGCGCUCGCGAUCCCCUUGCUUCUCGUCGUCGUCUUGCUGUUCGGCAUCUUCUUCGACUGCGGCCUCCGGAACGACUUCGUCUGGGGUGCCAUGCAGUACGACGAACACAGGCACGACCUCAAGUUCUUCUUCGACCUCUCAUCCGAGGUCACACAGACCGCGUUCGCCGGCCUGUCGGGCAGCCUGCUGGGGAACCUGAAGAAGGCGCGAUGCCUGCAGAACAGCUCCGGCACGGCCGAGGGGUUCACGCUGUACGCCCUCCUCGUGGGACUGUUCCUGAUGCUGGUCUGCACGAUCCCGCCGGCGCUCGACUUGCGCAGCAUGCGGGACAAAGCUGUGGCCGUGUUCCUCAAGUGGACGGCCUACCUCGCGCUGGCGCUCCUUACCCUCGCCGGGCUCUUCGCCGCGGCCACAGUGGUGCGGACGUUCGUCGUGUUUGCAGUGGUCCUCAUCGGCGCCAUGGGCGCCUUCUGGUUCUACAAGGUGUACCGCAGCAAGCCACCAUCCGAGACCGUGGCCGUGCAUCCCCGUUGCCGGCCGGACGCCGAGGCUCGCCACGCCGCGGGGGAGCGGUCGCUCAUGUGGCUGGGGAUCCACACGCUAAUGUUCGGCACGCUGAUGGCGUCCUACUCUGUGUUCCUCACCGGCCAACACUUCAGCGACCUCUACAAGGCAGGCGUGUUCUUCGUCUUCGCUGUGCUCCUGACAAAUUUCUGUCGUAUGGUCCUCGUGCGCGAGGUACAGGACAAGGAGAACGAGGCCUCAGUCGUGCUCAUCACGGGAUUCGCCAUCAUCUUCCUCGUUCUCCUCGCCGUGCUUCUGCUGAUCCUCCUCGCGAUGUUGCAGCCUAAUGAGCUCAGGAGCACCUUCAUAUAGUGGCUUAGGCCACGUCGAUCACCAGCCGAGCCGUCGUGGAAGUAUCAGAUCAAGCAAUUCGACUGCCUACAAGAAUCUAAUUGUUCAAUUUGCCUGCCGUGAUGUUGGUGUAUCAUACAAGAAUGAUCCACAUGUACUUGAUUGACUUACUUUUUUCUUGCUUUCCACUUUGGCGCUGGGACAAGUCCCAGUUUUAACUGUGUAAAAUACCAACUUUUCUUUUUAAGGAGAU